AUGAAAAAAUAAAUAUAUGUAUGCUUGCUCAUCUUCUUAAUAAUUGGAUAGGCUCAAUGCUCAUUUUUGGAUGAUUUAAAAACUGGAGGAGAAAUAUUUGCUUCAACAACAGUUGGAGCAACAAUAGUAGCUAAGGGUGGUUUAACUAUUUUAGGAUUUUCAUCUACAGGGCCUAUCGCAGGAACUUUUGCUGCAGCCACCUAAGCAGGUAUUGGGAAUGUAAUAGCAGGAAGCGCUUUUGCUACAGCAUAAAGUUUGGCAAUGUCAGGAAUAGUAGCUGUAGCAGGACCUGCGUUGGUCGUUGGAGCUGUUACAGGGGCUGUUUAUGUCGUUUAUCAAUAAUUUUGAUUAUGUUAGUCUUAUAUUAUAUAAAUAAUC
This is a messenger RNA of Paramecium sonneborni, 378 nucleotides long. The record is from the annotation of a GenBank genome assembly. NCBI's taxonomy places the organism in Eukaryota, Ciliophora, Oligohymenophorea, Peniculida, Parameciidae.